AUGAUGUCUACGCCGGCAGAACGGGCCUCAGCCGCCCUAUCACACAGGCCCACCAACAGCGCGGAGGGGUUGGAGAGGCCCUGCCAUGGGCACUCGCUUCAAAGUUCAUGGGCACUUUUCCUGAAAAACUCGGAAAGAAUGACUGAUGUCAACUGCCUCGGUGGGCCUAGUGAUGGUGAAGGGCUCCUGAGACUGAGGAAGAUGCCGUCAAAGGAAGACAGCCAAAGCCUGGCCUCCUGGCUGAAGCUUAAUGGCUCGCUGGCCGCAGUGGCCUUUGCAUCCUCCUCCACACACAACGCGGCGUGGUCGGGGCAAUGUUCGGCUGGAAUCGUGGCACUCCUCCUCUGCUGCUGGAGCCGCACCCGAUGCAUCUGGGAGUGCCACGGCCGGCUGAUACCUGAAACAGCAAAACAGCAUCCUUCUUCCAAUUCCGUGCAGCACAGGUUGGGUAGGGAGGGGCACUUCUCCGGCAGCAAAUACAUCGGCGUCUUCGCCCAUACGGCCAUCAGUGCAUCCAUACGAGCCUAUGCAUCCAGCACCACAUUUCAUCUUCCGUUGCCAGACUUGAGCUGA
Symbiodinium natans is the source of this 573-nucleotide messenger RNA. The record is from the annotation of a GenBank genome assembly. NCBI's taxonomy places the organism in Eukaryota, Dinophyceae, Suessiales, Symbiodiniaceae.